Argiope bruennichi is the source of this 4294-nucleotide messenger RNA. It is a transcript of the gene rad50, whose product is annotated as DNA repair protein RAD50-like. The transcript is spliced from 38 exons. Gene Ontology annotation, cellular component: nucleus; Mre11 complex; condensed nuclear chromosome. Gene Ontology annotation, biological process: telomere maintenance via recombination; double-strand break repair; telomere maintenance via telomerase. Bases 232 to 4176 code for a protein of 1314 amino acids. NCBI's taxonomy places the organism in Eukaryota, Metazoa, Arthropoda, Arachnida, Araneae, Araneidae. The record is from RefSeq and is a predicted model, not a curated record. Gene Ontology annotation, molecular function: double-stranded telomeric DNA binding; G-quadruplex DNA binding; ATP hydrolysis activity.
UCAUGUGUCUUUGAUUUCGUUUGUUUACAACAAAUAAAUAAGAAAAUACUAAUAUAAUAUAAUACUAAAUUUAAUAUCAUAAGUCAUUAAAAACACUCUUCAGUGUCAACAUAAGAAAUGUUUGCAAAUGAAAGCAUCUUUAUGAAUAAAUAAAAUUAGAAGAGUUUUAAUAAAAUACACUGAGGCAGCAACUAAUCAAAAUAACUGUGAUUAAGUUUUGAAUAAUUCAUCAUGUCUAUGAUUGAGAAGAUGUCUAUAACAGGCAUCCGGAGUUUUGGGCCAGAUGAUCGUCAGGUGAUUGAGUUUUUCCGACCUCUUACAUUGAUCCUUGGACCAAAUGGCUGUGGUAAAACGACUUUAAUUGAAUGUUUGCGUUAUGUGACUACUGGUGAUAUGCCUCCUAAUAGUGAUAGAGGUGGAUCAUUUGUUCAUGAUCCUAAAUUUGCCGGUGAACAGGAAGUAAAGGCUCAGGUCAAAUUACAAUUUAAGGAUGUUCUGGGUAAGAAAGUCGUUGUCACAAGAUCCUUAAUGGUGACACAAUCCGUGAAAAAAUUGACUUUGAAAACUCUAGAAGGCACUGUAAAACGUUAUGGUCCUCAUGGUGAAAAAACUGAAUUAAGUACAAGAUGUGCAGAAAUUGAUGCAGAAAUGAUUGGGUUUCUAGGAGUUUCCAAAGCAAUUUUGAAUCAUGUCAUUUUUUGCCAUCAAGAGGAAUCCAAUUGGCCUCUGAGUGAAGGGAAAGCUUUAAAACAAAGGUUUGAUGAGAUAUUUGCUGCCACCCGUUACAUAAAAGCAUUAGAAGAGAUUCGUAAGAAAAGAAAUGAAAUGACAGGUGAAAUUAAAAUAUAUCAAACACAAGUUGAUUCAUUGGUAAAUAAUAAAAGAAAAGCAGAAGAAUUUCAAAGAGAUUUGGAAUCCAAUGAAUCACGUCUUUCUGCAUGUAGAGACUCCAUCCAAGAACUUGAGAGAAAACUUCAGCCUAUUUCUGAAAAGUUACUGGAUAUCAAAGCUAAACAAGAUAAGAUAGGAAACUUACAAGGGCAACUUGAUAAAAGUUUGGAACUUAUAAAGAAGUAUGAAAAAGAUGAAAGAGAUUUGAGAAAAUCUAUUGGAGAUAGUUUAUUUGAAGGAUCUAAAGAAGAUCUUGAGGAAGAAAUGCAGAAUUUCAAUGCUUUUGUAUCUCAGAAGAGGAAAAAGCUUGAAAAGCUUCAGCAAGAAAUGUCAAAUCUUCAAAAGAAGUACCAAAAUGAUCAAAAACUCAAGGCUAAACUUUUAGAAGAAUUGGGUAAACUGAAAUCAGAAAAUGAGCGCUUCAAGCAAAAUGUAUCUCUCCGAGAUUCUAAACUUAGAGUUUUGCGUAAGAAAUUGGGCUUGGGAGAUCUUGGUUUUGAUGAAGAUGAACCUCUUGAAGAUUCUCAAGUUCAAAAUGUAAUGAGGAAUUUAAGGCAACGCAACAGUGCCACACAAAGUGAAUUUCAAAAUUGCAAGCUCAAACAUGAGUCAAAUGAGAAUCGUCUUCAAAAUUUAAUCCAAUCUACAUGUAUGGAGAAAGCUCAAAAGCAAAUGCAGUUGUCUAACAAUAAUCAACAAAUGGCUAAGAAUAAAACAACUUUGCGCAAUAUUAAUGAUGAAUUAAAUCGUCUGGAUUCAUUAGCAAAUCUUCAAGAUACUGUUGAAAAAGAACUUCAGGAACAUGAAGAAGAAUUGAAAAAUGUAGAAAAUUCUAUCAAUGUUGAUGAUCUUCGUCAAAAUUUAUCAUCAAAGCAACGAAAGAGAGAAGAAUAUGAACAACAACUAACAGCAUUAAACCAGGAGAUGAAUACUCUUCAAAAAGAAAGUAAAAUACGCCAUGAAAUUGAUUUAGUAAAUAAAGAUAUUAAUACCAAACAAGAAGCCAUUGAUAAAGUGAAUUCUCGAAACAAAGAUACACUUUUACAUCUUCUUGGUCAACUACCAGAACAGGGUGUUUGUGAUAAAGUUACCACAUUAGUGAACAAUUUAAAUAAAAAAGUUGAUGAGUUGAAUAAAAGUCUAGAGAAGGAGCGCUCUAAUUUAUCUUCUCUGAAAACAACAGAGAAAUUUCACUCGAAUCAACUUGCAGCUAAGAAAGAACUACUUGUCUCCAAUCAGAACAAAAUAUUUGAUGUUUGUGGUAGUCAAAAUUUUGAAUAUAGUUGUGAUACUUUAAAAACAACCAUUAAGGGUCUACAAGAUGAGAAAGGAGCUUUGACUGGAAGUUUGUACCUCUUCAACAAGUACAUUGAAAAACUAAAGAAACCAAGGCCUUGUUGUCCUUUAUGUAGUAGGUCCUUCCAACAAGUAAAUGAAGCUCAAGCUCUAAUAAGUGAACUGCAAAAGAAGCUACAAACUGUCCCUAGUGCUCUAGAAGAAAAAACAAAGUUGAUUACAGAGAAAGAAAAAUUGUUGAAUAAGAUGGUGGAAUUGAAACCUGUGAAGGAAGCAAUUUCAACUCUAUUAGAAAAAGAGAUUCCUGAAUUAGAGCAUAAAUUAGAGGCAGCUACAGAGGACAUAUCAAAAUCAUCUGCCAAAAUUUCUGAGACGGAAGAAGUACUGGAUAAUAUUUGUAGUGAUAUGAAAACAGCUUCAGCUCUUUUACCAGAUUUAUAUCUGCUUGACCAAAACCAGAAUGAGAUGAAAGCAUUAGAAAGACGCCUUUCCAAAUUGAAGAUGCAAAUUGGUGGAAAAGACAUUUCUAGAAAUUUUCAACAAGUGACUGAGGAACAGAAUGCUCUGCAGACUCAAAUAAAAAUAUUAAACCGUGACAUUGAAAAGAUUCAACAGAAAAUUAAUAACCAUAUUGAAGAAGUGCAACAGCUGAAAGGAAGAAUCAAUGACCUAAAAUCUGAGAAAAAUAAAAUGUGCAGUGACAUGCAAAAAAAAUCUACUCUUAUAGAACAGUCUGAAAACAUAACAAAAGAAAAUGCAGGACUUGUUGAAGCUACAAAAGAAAUAAAAGCUGAAAUUGCAAAAUUAGAGGUAAAGAUCAAGGAAUUGAAUAAAGAGAAAGAAAAUGCCACAAAGUCCAAGGAAAGUGAAUUGGAGAAAUUGACCACAAAAAUCAGGGAAGAAGAACGAGAAACUGAGAGCAUUGAAAAGAUAUCCCAUGAAAUCGAACAGUAUGUCUUAGCUAAUAAAGAAGCAGAAUUAGUAGAACAUGAGGAAAGAAUUGAAAAAAUAACUUCUCAAAUUGAAUCCAAGAGGGAAGAAUUAAGCAGCAUGAGCAAAACAGAAAAAGAACUCCACCAAGACAUUAAUUCUCAAGAGUUAAAAUUUCGAAACUUGGAAGAUAACAGAAAGCUUAUUGAAAUCAUUGAGUUGAUCAGCCAAAUGAAUUCUGAAUGUCAGAAAUUAAAAGAUAAAAUUGGUGGUUAUGACAUCAGAUCUUUACAUAGUGACUUAGAGCGUCUGAAUCAGGAAGCGAAAAGAAUUACAAGAGAAAGAGAUGAAGCAAGUAUACGUGAGACAGAGUUCAAAGUGAAAAUUAGAGAAUGCAGGAAGCAGCUUCAAGAUGAGAUGUUUAAGGAUGCUGAGAAGAAGCAUAAAGACAAAUGCAUAGAGUUAAGGACCACUCAAUUGGCUUGUGAUGAUUUGAACAAGUAUUAUGUAGCCCUAAAUAAAGCCAUUAUGAAUUACCAUCAGUUAAAGAUGAAAGAAAUAAACAAAAUCAUUAAAGAUUUGUGGAUAAGGACAUAUGCUGGAAAUGAUAUUGAUUACAUUGAGAUACAGUCAGAUGAAGAUGGAGACCGUGGAAUAGAAAAGACUCGAAGGACUUUUAAUUAUCGUGUGGUGAUGUUCAAAGGAGAUACACCCACUGACAUGAGAGGGCGAUGCAGUGCUGGUCAAAAGGUUUUAGCAUCCCUUAUCAUUCGAUUAGCCUUAGCUGAGACUUUCUGUUUAAACUGUGGGAUUUUAGCACUAGACGAACCCACUACAAAUCUUGACCGUGAAAACAUCUCAAAGCUUGCUCGAGCUCUUGUGGACAUUGUACAAUCACGCUCAGAGCAGCGAAAUUUCCAGUUGAUUAUUAUCACUCAUGAUGAAGAUUUCAUCGAACUUUUAGGUAGAUCAGAGACAGUGGACUACUUUUACAAAGUUUCAAAAGACAAUAAUGCCCAUUCCAAGAUAUCUAAGCUAUACAUAUCUGAUAUUCCAUGAACUGCAUUACCAUUGUAUAUAACAAAUAUGUUUGUCUUGUAUUUUCAUAUAUAUUUGUGUUUGUCUUAAUGCAUCUGUAAAGUUAUAUUUUUGUUGAAUAAAAUUUGGAAUGCUUCUU